AUGACAACUGAGUCGCUGGAUCGAGAUGCAGACCUGGCCGCAUCCUCCCCGCCGAAGAAACGGGCAAAAUAUACCCAGAUUGCCUGCAAUGAAUGUAAACGGCGCAAGCUCAAGUGCAGUGGAGGUUCUGUGUGUACGCGCUGUUCGCGCAGCAAGAUCCCUUGUCUCUAUCCAAAUGAUCGCACGCCAAUCCUAGAGACUGAAUUUAAAGAUGCACGAGUCGGCCCGAGAUUCGAGUCCGUUGAGCGGCAGUUGGACAUGCUGCAGCGGGAGAUGCGGAGCAUGUCUGCCCGUCUGCGAGAACUCGAAGCAUCUACCUCGCCGUCCUCACGACCAAUGAAGACCUCGACUCCGAGGGAGCUAGAUCGCAUUUUGAACGCACCGAAGUCACCGCCGUACGUUGGACCGACAAGUGCGGAGUUUGGUUUGCAUCGACAGCGGCCUUCAUCUCAAGAACCUGGUAGUGACGAAGUGGCUGAUGAGGAUAUGCCGUCGUCCACACCCACCCGGAGUCCCUCCCCAGAGGAGACAGCCUCGCAUGUGGGGAGUGAUUUCCGCCUCAGACUUGAUGAUGCCCUACGUUUGGUGCAGGUGUAUGAGGACCUGGUCGGCAUUGUGUAUCCCUGCGUGGAUAUAGACAGUGUUCGCGCUUAUGUGCACGAGUACUAUCGCUCUCAUGACGCAAUUCUCACUGACGCGUCUGAGUCGCAAGAUAAAGCAUCAACAGACCAAGAUUGGUUUUUUGCUCGUGAUAUCCAGGUGUUGAAGUUAAUCCUCGCGACUGCACUAUUGGCCGAGUCCCAUGGUCGAAGCGAAGCUGCGGCGCAGCUUGCAGAUAGCGUUGAAGACCGGUUCGCGGGUCGGUUUAAAGUUGCGGAGGUGGAUAUGAAAGAGAUUCUGAUUAUGACAUUGUUGUCAAUUUUCCACUCCUAUCGCGACGAUGAGGUUAUCUCGUGGCGCAUGAUCCGCAUCGCGACUAGUGCUUGCAUGGAACUGGGCCUUCACCGGCAAGAAACCUGGCAACGAACUGGGGGUGUCUUCCCCGGUGAACUCGCUUGGACAUGGGCGAUGCGUCUUUUCUGGUGCAUCUAUGUGCUAGACCGGAAGUGGUCUUUUGGCAGUGGAUUGCCCUUUGGCAUGCAAGAUCUCGACAUGGAUACCAACCUCCCCGAGCCUGGCCACUCCACUCCCUACUUAACCUGCAUGAUCUCCUAUGCGCGGUUGAGCACUAAGAUCUGGGGCUUGUUUAUGGAAUGGCCGAAGCACUCGCGAGUGGCUACGUCUGAUAAGUGCGCCCAGUUAGAUGCACAAGUGCAACAGUGGAUUUGGUCAAUCCCGCGCGAGUUACGCUUCAACCCGAACUGGCAGUCUGGCUCCCUUGCGAGGCCGGAGCAUUCAGAGCACAAUGACCGAACGAUGAUGUUACAGGUCUUGCUUGCGCUGCAAGGUAACCAGCUCCGGACUCUCGUGUAUCGACAGAAUCUGCAAAGCAGUGAGCACAUUGCUGCAGAUAUUGCGGGAGCUACUACAGCUGUAGAAACAGCGAAGAGCACCAUUCAUAUACUGGACUAUUUCAGCGGUGUGACGAACAUAUACUUCCAACGCCCGGAGCCGUUCAAUUACUUCCUCAUAUCUGCGUUGGCAGCGCUCCUCUUGGCAGUCCUACACGCACCGAGUCGCUUCAGUCACGUCUGUCGGCCAGAGUUCUACACAGCUAUCGAGCUCGUUCGUCGCUCUGCGACUCGUGCCCGAACAUCAAGACGGUUACAGAAGAUCAUCCGCAGUUUGAAACGCAUCCAAUUGCACAAAGGUGGCCCAGAUCCCCAGCCAUUCGGCUCUCACAAACGCCCAUCAAAGACAGGAAACCGGGGCACCAAGCGGGCCUUUGAUCACCACAUCCAUCCGGCUGCACAAACCGACUCGAACUCGUCCCGCGGUCCCUGGGACUUCAAUCCACUCUCCACUCCAUCUUCGCAGCCUACGUCUACAUUCAAUACGAGCCAACCCUAUGACACCUCAACGACUUCCCUGCAAUUUUCUCCCACUACAAUGAUAGACGAGUCCAACAUCUGCGAGGACCUGAGUAGCUUCUUCGAAAAUGCCGGAGACCUCUAUUUCGAUUCUCAUGUGAACGCGGACCUCCAUCUGUCGAGCGGAGCGGACUUGUCUCGAGCCAAAGGUGUGGACAUGGGCUUCUUCUCUGUCCCUACGAACCCGCUGUCUCCCAGCAACGCCUUUGAUGCCUUUGAGGCUGAUAAUGAAGAGUUGACGCGGGUUAUGGCCGGUUUACUAUAA
This is a messenger RNA of Penicillium canariense, 2295 nucleotides long. Its product is annotated as transcription factor domain-containing protein. The transcript has 4 exons. The record is from RefSeq and is a predicted model, not a curated record. Gene Ontology annotation, biological process: DNA-templated transcription; positive regulation of transcription from RNA polymerase II promoter by galactose. Lineage: Eukaryota; Fungi; Ascomycota; Eurotiomycetes; Eurotiales; Aspergillaceae. Gene Ontology annotation, molecular function: RNA polymerase II cis-regulatory region sequence-specific DNA binding; DNA-binding transcription factor activity, RNA polymerase II-specific; zinc ion binding. Gene Ontology annotation, cellular component: nucleus. Bases 1 to 2295 code for a protein of 764 amino acids.